Molecule: messenger RNA, 747 nt
Organism: Miscanthus lutarioriparius
Lineage: Eukaryota; Viridiplantae; Streptophyta; Magnoliopsida; Poales; Poaceae
Source: the annotation of a GenBank genome assembly
AUGGAAGAAGAGCGAGCACUGUCCCCGGUGUCCGAUGCCUGCACCACCUGCAGCAGCUCCGGCGGUACCGGCCCCAACUCCCCCGUCGCUUCGUCGUCGCAGUCUCUGGACGACACCAGCGGCGGCGGCGGCGGCGCCGGCGGCUCGAGCAGCCGGAAGCGGCCGCGCCGGGAGCUGAAGCACCCAACGUACCGCGGCGUGCGCAUGCGCGCGUGGGGCAAGUGGGUGUCCGAGAUCCGGGAGCCCCGCAAGAAGUCCCGCAUCUGGCUGGGCACCUUCGACACCCCCGAGAUGGCGGCGCGCGCGCACGACGUCGCCGCGCUCGCCAUCAAGGGCCGCGCCGCGCACCUCAACUUCCCGGAGAUGUCCCACGAGCUGCCCCGCGCCGCAUCGGCGGGCCCCGAGGACGUGCGUGCCGCGGCGGCGCUCGCGGCCGCGAUGGAGAUUGGGGAGAGCGUGGCGCCGCCCACGUCUAGCGAUUCUAGCCACGGCGCCCGCAAUGACGAGAGUGAAGAGCCGGCCGCAUCAAGCUCCUCCGGCAACGACGCCGACGACAGUGCUCAGAGCGAAGAGCCGGCUGCGCCGCCGUCUGAGCAUUCGAUGCUGGCGGACGGGCACAUCCUUGAUCUCGCGCUCUUCGAGCUGCCGGACGUUCUACUCGAGUUCGGCUUCGCGCUGCCGCCGCCGUUGACGUCUUGUGGCUAUGAUUUGUCCUGGGACGAGCCGUUGCUGCUCUGGGAGCACUGA